UUGCAGGCUCGUUUAGAAUAUGAUGUCCAUCGCAAUGAGACAGCCACAUUGCAGCAGUCAGGCGCAAGUCCUGAAGCUCUUGCAGGAGCUGAAUUUCGUUGUAACCAGCAUAGGGUGAAAUAUGAACAAUUAAAAUCUGAUGUUAAGAUGAAAUUCAGUCUUCUAGAAGAGAAUCGACGAAAAGUCAUGCACAAGCAACUACUUCUUCUUCAUAAUGCUUUGACAGCAUAUUUCUCUGGUAAUGCAAGAGCUUUACAGUCAGCAAUGGAGAAUUUGAAUUUAAAUGAAAUGGUUAAUGAUGGUGUGGCUCCAUCAUUUUUGAAGCAAUAA
Messenger RNA from Thelazia callipaeda (thelaziosis nematode), 330 nucleotides. The record is from the annotation of a GenBank genome assembly. Lineage: Eukaryota; Metazoa; Nematoda; Chromadorea; Rhabditida; Thelaziidae.